Messenger RNA from Eptesicus fuscus (big brown bat), 1128 nucleotides. RefSeq names its product ST8 alpha-N-acetyl-neuraminide alpha-2,8-sialyltransferase 2 (gene ST8SIA2). Gene Ontology annotation, biological process: N-glycan processing; oligosaccharide metabolic process. Lineage: Eukaryota; Metazoa; Chordata; Mammalia; Chiroptera; Vespertilionidae. Gene Ontology annotation, molecular function: alpha-N-acetylneuraminate alpha-2,8-sialyltransferase activity. The transcript is spliced from 6 exons. The record is from RefSeq and is a predicted model, not a curated record. The coding region runs from base 1 to 1128 and encodes 375 amino acids.
AUGCAGCUGCAGUUCCGGAGCUGGAUGCUGGCUGCGCUCACGCUGCUGGUGGUCUGCCUCAUCUUCGCAGACAUCUCGGAGAUCGAAGAAGAAAUCGGGAAUUCUGGAGGCAGAGGUGCAAUCAGAUCGGCCGUGAACAGCUUACAUAGCAAAUCUAAUAGAGCUGAGGUUGUAAUAAAUGGCUCCUCACCACCAGCUGUUGUUGACAGAAGCAACGAGAGCAUUAAACACCACAUCCAGCCGGCCUCCGCCGCGUGGAGGCACAACCAGACGCUGUCUCUGAAGAUCAGGAAACAAAUCCUAAAGUUCUUGGAUGCUGAAAAGGACAUCUCCGUCCUCAAGGGGACCCUGAAGCCCGGAGACAUUAUUCAUUACAUCUUCGACCGAGACAGCACGAUGAACGUGUCCCAGAACCUGUACGAGCUCCUGCCCAGGACCUCGCCGCUGAAGAACAAGCACUUCCGGACGUGUGCCAUCGUGGGCAACUCGGGGGUCCUGCUGAACAGCGGCUGCGGGCAGGAGAUCGACACGCACAGCUUCGUCAUAAGGUGCAACCUGGCCCCCGUGCAGGAGUACGCCCGGGACGUGGGGCUCAAGACAGACCUGGUGACCAUGAACCCUUCGGUCAUCCAGCGUGCCUUCGAGGACCUGGUCAACGCCACGUGGCGGGAGAAGCUGCUCCAGCGGCUGCACAGCCUCAACGGCAGCAUCCUGUGGAUCCCCGCCUUCAUGGCCCGGGGCGGCAAGGAGCGUGUGGAGUGGGUCAACGAGCUCAUCCUGAAGCACCGCGUCAACGUGCGCACUGCGUACCCCUCCCUGCGCCUGCUGCACGCCGUCCGCGGAUACUGGCUGACCAACAAGGUCCACAUCAAAAGACCCACCACCGGCCUCCUGAUGUACACCCUGGCCACGCGCUUCUGCAACCAGAUCUACCUCUACGGCUUCUGGCCCUUUCCGCUGGAUCAGAACCAGAACCCCGUCAAGUACCACUACUACGACAGCCUCAAGUACGGCUACACCUCCCAGGCCAGCCCCCACACCAUGCCCUUGGAGUUCAAGGCCCUCAAGAGUCUGCACGAGCAGGGCGCUUUGAAACUGACUGUCGGCCAGUGUGACGGAGCCACGUAA